Messenger RNA from Myodes glareolus (Bank vole), 1707 nucleotides. The record is from RefSeq and is a predicted model, not a curated record. Lineage: Eukaryota; Metazoa; Chordata; Mammalia; Rodentia; Cricetidae.
GUGGCUACACCAACUGCCACUGGGGCAUCUGUUCAUUGCCUACAGGUUUUGGUCAUAGCCAUGUUGGCAAGAUUGAGCAGGCUGCUUGAGAGACAGAAGGGAGAGCAUAAUAAGACUAGAGGGAGGCAGAAGGAAUCUGGCCUUCAACCUCAGUGUCUCACAUCAAGACAUAAAUGGUUCUGGGGAAAACGCAGGGGUACCAGAAAGACAUCAACCCCAACCUCUGUUACUGGGCAGGAGCAGCAGAUGAACAAGGUGGAUACACUGACCCUUCAGUUUCAGAUGAAGACCCAAAAAAGGAAUGAACUUCAUGGAAUCCUGGCUAAUUAUACCAACAAGGACUUGAACAACAGGCUGGAUUUUGAGCUGGAGAUGGUGAAUAUGGAGCAUAAGAAAGUGAUGCUGGACCUGCAGAAAUUCCCCAAGGAGAUUAGAGAGGCCUUGUAUAAGUGCAAGGAGCUAACUGAGGAAACUGUCUCCUACAGCAUCCUCCACAACCAACUCCUGAGUGAGCGAACUCAGUUGAAGGAAAAAGUGAGCAUGUUGAGAGAGGAAAACCGAAAGCUACGGAGGGAGCAGAUUUCACUGCAAGAGUGCUGUGAGAAGGUGAAGAAUCUCUGUGAUGAGGCCCAUGAGAAGAUCUAUGAGCUAUGUGCCGAGGAGAAGCAGAAACAGGGAAAAUUGGAGGAAAGACUACAAUACCUGCUGAAGCAGAGGGAUCUGGUCACCAAGCAAAUAGUCUUGGCAGAAAAGCUGCAGAAUCAUUUUGCUGUCUCCAAGAUGAGCUCCGCUUUGGAGAAUUGAGGAGGCUGAAGGAAGCUUCGCACAUCCUCCACUCUAGCAGCAACACCUACUGAAAAACAGACCCCUCCUUGUAGCUGUGAACAAACCAGUGAGGAAAAUCUCCACCUAGUGCGGGGGAUCCAUCCCCAAUCUGAUUUAAGUUCUAUUGGUGCACUAUCCCUGGAGAAAGGAAGUCAUCAGAAAGAAGCCUGAGAUUCAGAGGACCACCAAGAAUUACUCAGAACCCCGACAUCGGUCAGCAGGUGGACCCUGAGUGGCGCACAGCAGCAUGGGGAGGAUAUGCUGCUGGGCAAGGCUUACUCUGCCAGUUUACUCUCCAUGUCUUUAGUAAGCCGGCUGGGCACUCCAUAUGUGGUGAGGAAUCUCACUAGAAAGACUGUACUGAUGCCGUGCUGUAGUCUGUACACCUCAGGGAAAAGAACAGGAUUCCCUCUCCUGUGCAGUGCUGAGGUGGACUCCAUGUCACAGGAAAGUGCUGCUGAAAAUAACGCACUACAGAGACUACAGCAUCGCUCACCUGUGUUAGUCAUUGGAUCGUCCAUAAAGAAAGUGUGUGUGGAUUCUCCAGUUUCACAGCCUGGACAGACGGGCAGGUCAGUCCUGACUAAAAAUUUAUAGAAGAGGACAAGUCACCUUUGGUGUCCUUAGGGAGCCAGAUACUCUCGGUAGUUUUGUUGAAUCUAGAGUUAGAGAAUACUUUUAGCUUAAUUUCUGGGUGGGUUUCUAGUUUGGGUUUGGAUUUUGUUCGCUUGAGUAUUCUUUUCUUUGCUUUGGCUUAAAUUUUGUUGGUUUUGGUUAAUUUUUUUCUUGUUUUAAUAGUUGGCUAAAGCUCUACACUGUAUAUACUGACUACCCUUUCUAAAGCCCCAAUUAAAUAAAAUGACUUAUUUUUAUGAAUAUAAA